CCUUCAAUCAGCCCCCCAAAAUAGCACAGGGAGAGGGAUCCACGCCCCUGUGAGUUCCCUGACUAUCUCCUCCUGCCCAGUCCAGUCCAGCCCAGCCCAGCCCAUUCCCGUUCUCAGCAGCCCACAAAGAGACAAAGAGACAAACAGAGAAGAGCCAGGAUAAGACCAAUACACAGCAUAGUGAAUUCCAUCUUGGAGAAAGAAUCUCAGCUUGGAAUAUAUUGGGACACUGGGAAUAUACACACAUAGCUAUAGAAGUGUGUUAGUGGACCCAGCAUUGACAGACACACUCCGACUGCGGGAAAAGAGUGUGCUUGACUUCUCAGAGGAACACACACGCACAUACAGGGCUAGCUGAUUGGGCCAAGGGUCUCCAUACAGUGGCACUGUGUGUCUGGCCUGUCCUGCACCAUGAAGCUGAGUGUGGCUCUGUUCUUCGCGGGGCUGUUCGGGGCUCUGGCGGCCAUGUUUGUCCUCCUCUCCUUCGGGACAGAUUACUGGCUCCUGGCCUCUGAGACAUGCGACGAAGAAACUAACAGAACCAUAGGACCUGGGGGUGUUACCAUAGAGCGUGGUGACAUGAUUCUGGUGGAACCCGGUAUGGGGUUCCCCCCAGACACCACCUUCUACCACGAGGGCUUCUUCUGGAGGUGCUCCUUCGGGGGAAACCUGGACGAUGACACCCUCUUGAAGUUCUGGAUCACCAAUCAGCCCCACUCUAAAGUCUGCACACACGCCUACCUCUUCCCCUUUCCUGUGUCUCAACAGACUCACAACGCCACCGCAUAUGACUCCGCAUUCAGUAAUUUCUAA
Salvelinus sp. IW2-2015 is the source of this 813-nucleotide messenger RNA. RefSeq names its product transmembrane protein 182-like. The record is from RefSeq and is a predicted model, not a curated record. NCBI's taxonomy places the organism in Eukaryota, Metazoa, Chordata, Actinopteri, Salmoniformes, Salmonidae. Gene Ontology annotation, cellular component: membrane.